Messenger RNA from Monosiga brevicollis MX1, 711 nucleotides. RefSeq lists its product as uncharacterized. The record is from RefSeq and is a predicted model, not a curated record. Gene Ontology annotation, biological process: positive regulation of DNA repair; double-strand break repair; mitotic G2 DNA damage checkpoint signaling. Gene Ontology annotation, cellular component: BRISC complex; nuclear body; BRCA1-A complex. NCBI's taxonomy places the organism in Eukaryota, Choanoflagellata, Craspedida, Salpingoecidae. The transcript has 6 exons. Bases 1 to 711 code for a protein of 236 amino acids.
AUGUCGGCGGCGGUUCCGGCCGAACGCAUCGUAUUCCUGCUGGAUACCAGCCAGGCCAGCGCAGGCUACUUUGGACAAGGCCAAGUGCAGACCGGAACCAAGUUGACCAUGGCCAUGCAGAGCAUUCGCCAUUUUGCCAAGCUCAAAACUGCGCUGGAUCAGCGUCACCAGUUUGCUCUGGGCUACUGCGCUGAGGGUCUUGUGCUCCGCAUUGCUUUUGCCAAGCUGGGCCCUUUUCUCAGUAGCCUGAGGGAGCUGGAGGAGGACCAACAACAUCACUCCUCCGAGCACCAAGGCCUGGAUAUUUCAGCUAUCGCUGCUGAACUAUCGGCAAGCCUAAACUUGCCUUUGGCAUUGACGCAGGGUGAAGAAGAUAUGGCUCCUAUCCUGCGCGUCAUUUUGCUUCACACGCGGCCUACUCCUCCGAUGGCCUCAAUUCAGCCUUGGAGCUCGCUGGCGCAGAAUUUGGCCCUUUUCGUCGAUGUUGUUGAUUUGCACUCGCCCGAGCUGGAGCCCCAUGACGCUGCAGAGGUCACCAGUACAAGUGCGACGUUGGCAGUGUUUGCAGAGUACCAGCAGCCAGGCUAUCUCCUUGAAGCUGGCCUAGCAAGUGAGCAGCUACACCAAGCCAUGAUGAUUUUGCUUGGUCAUCCGCUUCAACGACCUGCACAACCCGAAUGGCCUGCCCCCAUCAUGCAGGUUGGUGUUUGA